Messenger RNA from Brassicogethes aeneus, 950 nucleotides. NCBI's taxonomy places the organism in Eukaryota, Metazoa, Arthropoda, Insecta, Coleoptera, Nitidulidae. The record is from the annotation of a GenBank genome assembly.
AUGAAAACCGAUAUUCUUCUGUUAGCCGAUGUAUUUGAGAAGUUUAGGGAAAGCUGUCAAAAUACGUAUGGGUUAGAUCCUGCACACUAUUUCACAACACCCGGGUAUACAUGGGAUGCAAUGCUAAAGUAUACUAAGCAAGAGUUAGAGCUGCUCACCGAUCUAGACAUGUUCCUCUUUGUUGAGCAGGGCAUUCUAGGUGGUUUAAGUCAAGUAUGUUCAAAGAAAAGGGCUAGAGCAAAUAAUAAAUAUGUCAACAACUAUGACCCAAGCAAGCCUCAAACUUUCCUAAUGUAUUUCGACGUAAAUAAUCAGGAUGCUUUCGAAGAUUAUAUUCUAGAUGUAGACCUCAAGUAUCCUAAACUACUCCAUGAUCUACACAAGGACAUUCUGUUCUGCCCUGAGCACCUUAACCCUAAGACUAGUCAGUCUCCAAAAUUUAAGAAUAAAAUAAGAAAACUUAUGGCAACUCACCACCACCACCACCACCACCACCACCAUAAAAGUAAAACUAUGGAGAAUAGACUCUUAACCGAGUGGAAUGUUCGAUAUGGUGCUGAGGCUUAUAUAGCGAAGCCGAAAUUUAAAAAUUGUACAAUUUUCAGUGAAAACUUCGUAGCGGUUAAGCUUUGCAAACUUCACAUCCGGUUGAACAAACCUAUAUAUGCGGGGCAAGCUAUCCUCGAUUUGGCGAUGUCGUUGAUAAAAAAUAUCUUCAAAAUAAUUUAAACGAUUUCUAUAAAGGCGUAUACGAUUCAAAACAAUCCAUAAUAGAUAGUUCAGACAUUGAAUUUUUAUAUAUUAAAAAAAGGCAUUGAAAACUACUAAUUCUAACAAUAAAAACAUUAAAACAACAGACACCAAUUUUAAAUCAAUAAAACAACAGGUAUCAAAAUUUGAGAGAGCAAUGUAAUUAAAAUACAAAAGGAUUAUAAAGAACUAGUAAAUAU